AAAUAGAUAAAUGUACGAUACCAAAUAUGAGGAAUUCCCACAGACAAGACGUUCGUCGCUCCUUCUGCCGAUGUGCCGAGGAAUGUUAGAAUUUUGGUCUUUGACUACAACCACCAACAAUCGUUCUUGCCUUCCUUCAAUGAUUACCUUCCAGGAAGAUAGUGGUUUUUUUUUCCUUCAACGGGCUUCCAAUCUCGUCGCCAUGUUUCAACAACAAUGGAUCUGCAUCGAAGAGUCGUGUUCAAGAUGCGCUUCCUUUGUCGCUUUCGGUCGUAUCUUCGUCGCCGAAAGCGGUAGACGUCCACGACUCGAAAGGUGAAAGAAAGUAUUACGAACAAGGACUUCAAAGUAGGCCGGAUCCGGAUUGGCAAUAGUCGACCGUCGUUGAUUUUACAGGUAAAUCAUGGGGCCUCGAAACAUGUCUCGUACGCAGUCUUCGACGCAACGGUUCGACGCACUGUUACAACAUCGCCAUGGCACCAAAACACCCCAUCGAAGACGACGAAACAGACGAGGGCCCAGACCCAAAACGUCUGAAAGAAGAUGAUGGAGAAGAGGAAGAGGAAGAGGAUAUAAACAUGGAUGACUACGCGGAUCCCUCACCUGAAACAGAAGAGGAUGAAGAUAAUGAGGACUUUGGCAUGGACGACGCAACAGACGAGGAGAAGGAGGAGGAGGAGGAGGAGGAGGAGGAGGAGGAGGAGGAAGCGAGUCCGAAACGCCAUUUUACUCCAGUCGUGCUCGAAGCCCUUGAUUAUGGUGAAGGAAACUUCCCUGGAGAUCUCGCCUUUCCAGCAGGGAUCAGAGAGCCUACAGUUGCAGGUGCCGCGAGAAAUCUGGCGGCAUCUGCACUUGCCAAAGCGAUCAAGGGCUCGAGGAAGGAAUUCAAAUAUCUUGAUGUCCUGCCUGGAGAAUGGAUAGGUGUCCAGAAGAUGCUGGGAAGUGGUGGACAAGGUUGCACUCGACUGUUCGUCAGAGUCGAUGACCAGAACAAGAUUACCGAGCGUAUCGCCGUCAAGGAGUCUCUUGCAAAAAUGGCCCGCUGGAUGGAAGAGGACAUGUGGUUCCCAGGCAGAUAUGGAAAGGAUCCCCAAGAGUCAAUCAUUCACAAGCUUUUGACGAUGGUAACUCCUCAGAGGUGGGAGCGUUACAUCAUCGGAUAUCUCGGCCAUACCAUCAAUCACGAGUUGAAAUCGCACAGAACCUACAUGGAAUACGUAGAGGGGGGUGAUCUUGAUGACUUGUUCCAAGCUCACAAUCGGCAUUACAAUCAUCCCAAUCCGCAUGGAGGUGAUCCCAUAGCCUCCCCUCGUGGCACUGCCCCUUCUGAAAGUUUUAUUUGGUAUUUCUUGAAGCAAAUGGCUAUUGCGUUGCACCGCAUGAACAACAUCCCUUUGGACGCAUAUGAAGAUCAAUAUGUGGUCCAUCAAGACAUCAAACCAGCCAACAUCUUCCUGGGAAAUCCCGACCCAACUGAUUUCCCGAAAUAUCCGGUGUUGAAGCUUGGGGACUUCGGCUCCUCAAGAAUCACGCAUAAAUACGACAAAAACAAUCCCUCUGGAUUUGAUGAUCCUCGAACGCACGGCUAUAAGUGUGCUGAGAUGUCACAUUAUGUGACUGACAAGAAUGACUUGGGAACUCGGCUCUGCCACAAAUGUCUGGCAAAUCGCAAUGACAGCCGUCACACUAAUGAGACUGGAAUGGCCUCCUUACAUCGACUACUCAACCACAGAACUCGAAGACACAAAGGUGAGCCUCGACGACGUCAUGAUGGACUACAGUCUAGAACUCCGAGAAUUGGUGGAAGCAAUGUUGGAGGUUGAUCCAGCGGAUCGUCCGACCCCAGAGAUGAUCCUCGAGCAAUUCUACACGUGGCAAGAUAGGUGGCAUCGCAUGGCCACAGCACCGAAGUGUCAUAUGCUUGACAACGUGAAUGAUUGGUUGCAUUGGAGACCGGGUACUCAGUGGCAGGUUGACGACUUCUUCGAGAUUGCAGUAUAUUCCGAUCCUCCGCUUAGUCAAAGGGAGAAUGAGACCUCCUCGAGUGCACUUCCAGGUG
Molecule: messenger RNA, 2059 nt
Organism: Aureobasidium subglaciale EXF-2481
Lineage: Eukaryota; Fungi; Ascomycota; Dothideomycetes; Dothideales; Saccotheciaceae
Exons: 8
Coding region: 474-1823 (449 amino acids)
Biological process (GO): protein phosphorylation; chromosome segregation
Cellular component (GO): cytoplasm; centrosome; nucleus
Molecular function (GO): ATP binding; protein kinase activity
Source: RefSeq, a predicted model, not a curated record